CUGCGGCGCGGCGCGUGAGCCGCUCGCGCGCGUGCGCGGGGGAGGUUGCUGGGCUCGAGCGAUGGCGGAGGAGGCCGCCGGGCCCGAGGCGCUGAGCGUGCGCGAGGUGCAGGAGCUGGUCCGCAGGAAGGAUGAGCUCGAGGCCCAGAUCAAAGCCUGCUACGCCGUGCUGGAGGGGCAGAAGGGAGUCGGGAUGCACGAGCCGCUGGUCGAUGCUGAAGGGUAUCCGCGUGCCGAUGUUGACGUGUACCAAGUCCGUGCGGCCAGGCACAACGUUAUCUGUUUACAGAAUGAUCACAAGGCCCUAAUGCUGCAAGUGGAAAAAGCUCUCCACCAGCUGCAUGCGCGAGAGAAGGAGAAGCAGGCAAAGGAUGAGGCAGAAGCUCAGGCUGAGGCAAUGAAUCAGAACCCGAGUCUGCCACAGCCCUUCGCAAGAGUGAAUGCCAUCACACCAGGCUCUCCUGCUAGCAUCUCGGGAUUACAGGUUGAUGAUGAGAUCAUUGAGUUUGGCUCUGUCGACACACACAACUUCCAGACACUGCAGAAUAUUGCCACCGUGGUGCAGCACAGCGAAGGGGUGAGCAGGUUACCAGCUUCGGCUGAGUUCUAUUUGCAGUCUUUGAACAGAAGGUGCUGUUUGUUUUCUUGCAUUUCAGAAACCUCUGAGUGUGACCGUGAUCCGUGGCGGCAAGAAAUUACACCUCGGGCUCACACCAAAGCAGUGGGCUGGGAAAGGACUGCUGGGCUGCAAUAUUCUCCCCUUGCAAAGAUGACUGGCUUGGAAGACAAUAAGAUCAAAGUUUGUGCUUUUUGAACUCCAACCUGGUUUGAAAAGUUCCCUUUGCAACCUACAUCUACUUGCUGAAGCUGGAAUGUUUAUGAUGGGUUCCGAGGCUCUGACCUCCAGCCUGCUGGAUAUACUACACCUGAAUUGCUUUCAACAGACUUGCACCUGGUCAUGAUCAGUAAUUUUACUGAUUCAUAGGGAAUAGAUUGUAGAGUCAUAGGACCUGAUUCUGACUUCACUUGCACUGAUGAAAAUCUGGUGUGAGAUCAAAGUGAGGUCCAUGCUUUUUCUUUAGUUAGAAUCCUUGCCAAAUUAUUCUGUAACAUUUAGUGAAUGUUUUUUUCUGUCUGUUCAUGGGAAGUAACAUUUACCAAUAAAGAGUUACGCUGGG
Caretta caretta (loggerhead turtle) is the source of this 1178-nucleotide messenger RNA. Lineage: Eukaryota; Metazoa; Chordata; Testudines; Cheloniidae. The record is from RefSeq and is a predicted model, not a curated record.